This is a messenger RNA of Myodes glareolus (Bank vole), 1495 nucleotides long. RefSeq names its product carboxymethylenebutenolidase homolog (gene Cmbl). Gene Ontology annotation, molecular function: hydrolase activity. The record is from RefSeq and is a predicted model, not a curated record. Lineage: Eukaryota; Metazoa; Chordata; Mammalia; Rodentia; Cricetidae.
CAGCCGGCCCCAGAAAGAACUGAUGACUAUGACGGGUCCUCAAUUCAUUCUAGGUGGUUACACCUUGGUGGCUUCUUUUCGUUGUUCAGAUGUUUACAGGCAAGUCUCGAGGCAAUAUGUGAUUCCACCACAGACACACCAGACUAGCACAUGAAGGAUUCUGUUCGCCGUGAAGCAACUGUACCGAAAAGCAUUUGUGCGUUCCUGAUCUGUCUCCAGGCAUAGAGUCAGACAGUUAGAACAAAACCGUUCUAAACUGGCUCCCUUGGCUCGGACUUUCCCCCGGAAUACAGGUCACCGGGCCGCCCCGUCACCGCGUCCACUUCCCGUGCUGGACGAGGCUCCUCCCUCCCUCUGCACGUCCCUCCCCUCGCAGUAAGCUCCAGAGUGUCUGUCUCCCGCUGCCUACCUCUUUCUUCACCACCAGACAAGCCUGGCAUCCAGACCCCAAUGGCUAAUGAAGCUAACCCCUGCCCAUGUGACAUUGGUCACAAGCUGGAGUAUGGUGGCAUGGGCCAGGAAGUUCAGAUUGAGCACUUCAAGGCGUACAUCACCAAGUCCCCUGUGGAUGCAGGCAAAGCUGUGAUUGUCGUUCAGGAUAUAUUUGGCUGGCAGCUGCCCAACACCCGGUAUAUGGCCGACAUGAUUGCUGGGAAUGGAUACACAACCAUUGUCCCAGACUUCUUUGUGGGGCGAGAACCAUGGGACCCAGCCGAUGACUGGUCCACCUUCCCUGAGUGGAUAAAAUCAAGAAAUGCCAGAGAAGUCAAUCGAGAGGUUGAGGCUGUCAUGAGGUAUCUGAAACAAGAGUGUCACGCCCAGAAGAUUGGCAUUGUAGGCUUCUGCUGGGGGGGUGUCGUUGUGCACCACGUGAUGCUGACAUACCCAGAAGUCAGGGCGGGGGUGUCUGUUUAUGGCAUCAUCAAAGACAGUGAAGAUGUUUAUAAUCUGAAAAACCCGACGCUGUUCAUUUUUGCGGAAAAUGAUGCUGUGAUCCCACUUGAGCAGGUCUCCGUGCUGACUAAGAAACUGAAAACACACUGUAUAGUUAAUUACCAAGUUAAAACAUUUUCUGGGCAAACUCAUGGCUUUGUGCAUCGGAAGAGAGAAGACUGUUCCCCUGCUGACAAGCCCUACAUUGAGGAGGCGAGGAGGAAUCUCAUUGAGUGGCUGAACAAGUACAUGUAACAGUGCUCAAGCACAGGGCAGCUGUCAUUCAGAUUUUCCUGGGAAUAAUUAGCCAUCUGAUUUCUUACUUUACAUAAAAUAUAGGGAUCUUAAAAUUCUUCUGAAACACAAAUACAAAAGAAACUAAAAAGUACUUAGUAUGCAAUAGAAUUUUUUUUUUCCUCUCUGAGACAGGGUUUCUCUUUGUAGCUUUGGAGCCUUUCCUGGUCUUUUAGACCAGCCUGGCCUUGAAAUCACGGAGGUCCGCCUGCCUCUGCCUGGCACAAUAGAAAUUUUUAAUAAAUGCUCGGUACCUGAAGAACUCAAA